Molecule: messenger RNA, 757 nt
Organism: Scaptodrosophila lebanonensis
Lineage: Eukaryota; Metazoa; Arthropoda; Insecta; Diptera; Drosophilidae
Exons: 2
Coding region: 71-718 (215 amino acids)
Source: RefSeq, a predicted model, not a curated record
UAUGUUUUUAUUUAUUGCUCAAAAGUUUGAAAAUUCUCAAAAUUCAUCUGGAGUACUCGCCUUUUAAUCCAUGGAAUGCAAUGAACCUCCAACGGCGAUCAGUGUUGUGCACUCGCUCAUAAGCGAUUUGGUUACCGAAGCUGAAAAUUCCGCCAGGCCAGUUUGGGAAGCAUCCAAGAGUUCCGCUCACAAAAUCUCUAGUUGCGAAAGACUCUUUCAAUUAUUAGGCUUUGCGGUCUGUCCGGAUGAGGAUGAUGAAGGGAGCACUGCAACCUUAAAGGUUCUGCACAUGAAUCGUCAAGAGUCUGGAGCGAGUUAUCCGGAGAUCUGCAGUCAUGCACAUGAUAUAGAGCAUCGCUAUCAUUGGCAUAGUUGGCUAGCAGAGGCGAUUGCUGACGAUAACUCAGAGGAUGAGCUGGAGCUUUACCGUAGAAGCGUCAAGACCUAUCGCGAGAAUGGCUGCCAGACUGAGCAGCCGCGCUUGCAGAAGCGCCCUGAUGGCGUAAAUACGCCUGCCAACCGUGCCCUACAAGCGCCCGCACCCUGUGAGCUCACCAGGCAGACACUUUAUUUUGAGGCGCUCUCCUAUCCUGCACCCACUAUUAUGCGACGCCCCCCUCUAGCUGAUCGCUUUUGCUAUAUGUUAACCGAUUUUGCGUCGGCACUCUACUGUAGUCUUGCCAUCAUGUGCUGUUGCACCCCGAAUAUGUUUCGAUAAAUAUAUUUGGCUUCAUAUUUUAUUUGUUUAAACUUUAAA